GCAUUUUACGUCUCGUCGAAAUUUGCCAUUUGAUUUCUCGAUGGUUAUUUAAAUGAUAUUUUUGACGUUCGUGUAUCAAGUACAUUUUUAAGUUUAUAAAUCUUUGUCAUCUAUGAAAAAAAAAGCUUUUGGUGAUCGUGGGCAUCGACGGCCAUCAGUGAGAGUGUCUUUUACGUUUAACGGAAAUAAAAAUGGAGUCCCAUCAUAAUAAUAACGGCUUGCCAUCAUUGGAGUCAUUGGAGAAUAAAGCUAGCUCUUCCAGCAACGAGCAUGGCAACAAUAAUUCCUUGGACGAUGCCGUAGGCAAAUUACUACAAGGGUACGAUUGGACACUACUUCCGGUGACUUCGCGCGCCGGCGGACGAAGAAGCGCCCACGUGAAACGGCCGAUGAACGCCUUCAUGGUGUGGGCGCAGGCGGCAAGGCGAAGAUUAGCUGACCAAUAUCCGCAAUUGCACAAUGCUGAGCUGUCGAAGACGCUGGGAAAGUUAUGGAGGAUCCUGAGCGAUGGCGAGAAACAGCCGUUCAUCGAGGAAGCCGAGAGACUGCGGAACGCACACAAAAAGCAGCAUCCGCACUACAAGUAUCAACCUCGUCGUAGGAAGCCGAAAUCGGACGAUCAGAUGGGUAUUAUCGUGCACAGGGGUGGACUUCCAUCGCCGGGGACCUCCCUCGACUCCUCAGCCAGUUCCUCUGAUUGCACCUACACCCGCCUAUAUCCGGACGCUGGUGUGAAGGCGUACGAUCGACCGACAGCCUAUCACGAACCGAAGUCUAGCGCUUACGACUUAGCUCGACCAGUCUGGGUCAACGAGACAGUCGCCAAGUAUCCCGUCGUCGAUCAUCCUAACAAGUCAACGUACGAGACGACAGCUAGAAGCUAUACCGAGGCAAAAUGCCACGAAGUAGCUAAGUACCAUCACGAGAUGACCGGCACCAAGUAUCACCACGAGAUGGUCGGUACCAAAUACCAUCACCAUCAUGAGUCGGCGGCGACCAAGUAUCCAGAUCUGCAGGCCAAACCUUAUGAUCUACCCAAGUAUCCAGAAGCCAAAGGAUAUCCGGAUGGUCUUAAGUACUCCGCGGAAAUGAGCAGCGGUGCGGCCGUAGCCGCAGCCGCCGCGAAGGCAUCCUACACUUGUGUACAUGGACAAUACUACCCUACCGCGGAGGGGUACACCGUGCACGGCGAAGAGAACGACUACCAGCCGCAGAGUGUGUCGACACAUCCCUCUUUUUACCCUUACAUUUCGGCGUCCAUGGCGCAACCACCGUACUACAUGGGACCUCGAUAGAUUGUGAACAGAAAGAUAUAGGAGGCGACACGAGACAAUUCUUGAAGAUUUUCACAAGACCGAAUAAGAUUACACGGUGCAUAUUGAAUAAAAUAAAAUCGUUCUCUUGCCAAUUACGACAAUAUUUCUGAUAAAUAAAACCAAGAUCGUGUCAUCCUCCAUUCUGACUGUAAAUUGUGUUUUACUUAAAUCUUGAUAUUAUGCAAGAAUUUUGGAGCGAUGUGUGUAUGUAUGCAUGGAUGUGUGUGCGCUUGAUAAAUUUCGAGCGUAGACGAUCGUUAGAAUCAAGCAAGAUUCAAUUUAAUCGGAUAUCGUGCGCUUAAUGAAACUGUAAAGUACUUAAAUAAUAGCGGUUGUUGUACUUAACAAUAAAUUGGUAACAUUAAAUUGGUUAACUUUGUUUUACUAAGCGAGAUAUAUUAUUCGAUCGCCUUGUAA
Cyphomyrmex costatus is the source of this 1733-nucleotide messenger RNA. Its product is annotated as transcription factor SOX-8. Bases 192 to 1295 code for a protein of 367 amino acids. Gene Ontology annotation, biological process: regulation of transcription by RNA polymerase II. Gene Ontology annotation, molecular function: DNA-binding transcription factor activity, RNA polymerase II-specific; RNA polymerase II cis-regulatory region sequence-specific DNA binding. The transcript is spliced from 4 exons. Gene Ontology annotation, cellular component: nucleus. NCBI's taxonomy places the organism in Eukaryota, Metazoa, Arthropoda, Insecta, Hymenoptera, Formicidae. The record is from RefSeq and is a predicted model, not a curated record.